AUAGUUUGGUUCAGAAGGUCGCACGGUUGUCGACGACCAAGAUGUCCUAUCUUCAAGCUCAACCCCUUUCUCACGCAAAAAAAGUUCGUUCUUUGUACAAGCAAGCUGUUCGACUUCUCCAAGCACAUUAUGAAUCAUUUGACAGAUAUGAGUUCAGAUACCAGGCUGUUUUGAUGCGUGCAAGAUUCGAUGAAAACAAGAAUGAGGUUGAUUUUAGAAAAGCCAAGAAGUUAUUACUUGACGGGCAAAGAGAGCUGUUUCUGAAAAGUCAUCCCCAGCCUGUCAAAUUCCCCACAGCACCUGGAGGUGUGGCCUACCAGAGACAUUAUCCUCCUCCAGAUUGGCUUCUGGAUGUUUGGCACCCACUUGAGAAAGCGCAGUAUCCUGAAUACUUUGCCUUGCGUGAAAUGAGAAAGAAAGAGUUUGUUGAACGAUGGGAAAAGGAGUAUGGAAAAGCAGACCCUGAAGUUAGCCAUUAGUAAAUUUAUAUAGAAACAAAAUUGUAACUUGUGUAUAAAUGCUGAGGGUUGUCCUGAAUAAUUUUUUUUUUAUGAUAACUUCUAUAUAUUGACUGUUCACCUUGCCUGUGAUCAUGAAUGUCCAUCUCCGUUCUAGUGUUUACGGCAGAACUGGCCUUUGGAAAUGUAUCAGUUUUUCUCUACUAGUGCUGCUUGAGAGACGAAAUGAACGGCAAGCAGUUGCUUGUGAUAUUUGUGGAAAAGCUUAAGGCUUGACGAGACAGACUAGAUUUUUUUUCUGUCCUUGAAAGCAUGUGACAAACAAAAUUUUAAGCAAAAGAAGGAAUAGAAGGUAGUAACCUAGGCUUGAGUGUGGUGAUUAUGUGGAUGAAAUAAAAUGUUGCCAAUUUCGACACA
Molecule: messenger RNA, 875 nt
Organism: Aplysia californica (California sea hare)
Lineage: Eukaryota; Metazoa; Mollusca; Gastropoda; Aplysiida; Aplysiidae
Product: NADH dehydrogenase [ubiquinone] 1 beta subcomplex subunit 9
Exons: 4
Coding region: 42-479 (145 amino acids)
Biological process (GO): mitochondrial electron transport, NADH to ubiquinone
Source: RefSeq, a predicted model, not a curated record